Molecule: messenger RNA, 1092 nt
Organism: Helianthus annuus (common sunflower)
Lineage: Eukaryota; Viridiplantae; Streptophyta; Magnoliopsida; Asterales; Asteraceae
Product: histone H1
Exons: 2
Coding region: 139-942 (267 amino acids)
Biological process (GO): negative regulation of DNA recombination; chromosome condensation; nucleosome assembly
Cellular component (GO): nucleosome; nucleus
Molecular function (GO): nucleosomal DNA binding; double-stranded DNA binding; structural constituent of chromatin
Source: RefSeq, a predicted model, not a curated record
GAAUAUUAUUUAAAUCACCACAAAUUUUCAUGUUCGUCACUCAGACGCUAAAUCCAAUAACAACAGCAAUCAAUCGCAUCUCGAUCACCAUUUGCAGAUCUAAAUUCAUUUCAGAUUUCAUCGUUUCAAGCUUCGUUAAUGGCGACUGAAGAGCCUAUUGUGCCGACGGAGGUUACUGAGCCGGUUGUCGCUCCUGCUGAUGUCACGCCGGAGGAAAAACCUGAAGUUAAAGCUGAAGAGAAGCCGAAGAAGGUGAAGAAAGCGGCCAAAGGAAAGCCUAGAAGUCCGUCGUUGCAUCCUCCUUACUUUGAGAUGAUUAAGGAGGCGAUUGUUACAUUGAAGGAGAGAACCGGAUCUAGCCAGUACGCGAUCACGAAGUUCAUCGAAGAGAAGCAGAAGAAUCUUCCGGCGAAUUUCAAGAAGGUUUUGUUUACUCAGUUGAAGAAAUUCGUUGCUGCCGGUAAGCUAGUCAAAGUCAAAGCCUCUUACAAGCUUCCGGCAUCAACUGUUCCGGCGAAGAAGCCAGCUGCUAAAGCGAAAACUGUUGCCAAGCCUAAGACGGCUAAGAAGAAAGCGCCUGCAAAGAAGGCAGCUGUUGCCAAGCCUAAGCCGGCUCCGAAAGCUAAAGCCGCAGCUAAGCCGAAGCCGAAGACUGUUGCCAAGGCUAAGCCUGCUGCGAAAGCCAAACCUGCAGCUAAGCCGAAAGCUGUAGCCAAGCCUGCUGCAAAAGCUAAAUCUGUAACAAAGCCGGCUGCUAAGCCGAAGGCUGCUGCUAAGCCGUCGAAAGUUGCUAGGACUUCCACGAGAUCUACUCCAAGUAAAAAGGCAGCUGCGGCUCCAAAGCCGGCUGCUAAGAAGGCGCCUGUGAAGAAGACUGUGAAAAGCUUGAAGCCGAAAGCAGCUAUAGCGAAGAAAGCCGCUGUGAAGACGGGGAAGAAAUGAGAUGGGUGAUGUUAGUAUAUUUGUUUGUUCUUAGGGUAUCUUUGUGUAAAAUGUUGUGGUUUGGAAGCAUGGUGUAGGUUUAUGAUAAUUUUAUAGAGUAAUGUAGGUAAUCAGUUAAUCAAUCAAUCAAAUCUUUCUUUUACUUGUUCA